AUGAGUCAGUCCUGGCUUAGCAAAAAGACUCAGGGAGUCCAUCCUCUGAAUCCACCUGCGUCUCUGGGCUGGCACAAGGUAGGUAUUCUCAUAUCAGGGUCUGGAAGCAACAUGAAAAAGCUCAUCGAAAGUUCUCAGACUCCCGCCAGUUACUGUGAGGUGGUAGUGGUUAUUUCGAAUAAACCUGCUGCGAAAGGUCUAAAGGUGGCUGGUGAAAUGGGAGUUGAAAGUUUGUGUAUUCCACAUACUCAGAUCAGAGAAGAGGGAGAAGCAAAAAUUACUGAGGCGCUUCGUGAUAGAGGCGUUCAGCUCAUCUGUCUUGCGGGUUACAUGAGAGUACUUUCGAACAGUUUUGUGCGAGAUUGGCGAAAUAGAAUAAUCAAUAUCCAUCCUUCAUUGUUGCCUUCUUUUAAAGGUGGGCAUGCAGUACGUGAAGCGCUUAAAUUUGGGGUGAAAGUGACAGGCUGCUCGGUACACUUCGUAGAUGAGGAGAUUGACCACGGCAAGAUAAUUGCACAGUCCCCAGUGACGGUAGAUGAAGAAGAUGACGAAGCAUCACUGCAUGCAAAAAUCCAAGAGAAAGAACAUCAGCUUUUUCCGGAAGUCAUGCAAAAGCUAGCAAAGAGUAUAACGAAAUCAUCAUUAUGA
Messenger RNA from Necator americanus (New World hookworm), 648 nucleotides. RefSeq lists its product as uncharacterized. Gene Ontology annotation, cellular component: cytoplasm. NCBI's taxonomy places the organism in Eukaryota, Metazoa, Nematoda, Chromadorea, Rhabditida, Ancylostomatidae. The transcript is spliced from 6 exons. Gene Ontology annotation, molecular function: phosphoribosylglycinamide formyltransferase activity. Gene Ontology annotation, biological process: 'de novo' IMP biosynthetic process. The record is from RefSeq and is a predicted model, not a curated record. Bases 1 to 648 code for a protein of 215 amino acids.